Messenger RNA from Komagataella phaffii GS115, 1356 nucleotides. Its product is annotated as putative mitochondrial seryl-tRNA synthetase. Bases 1 to 1356 code for a protein of 451 amino acids. The record is from RefSeq and is a predicted model, not a curated record. Gene Ontology annotation, cellular component: mitochondrion. Gene Ontology annotation, biological process: mitochondrial seryl-tRNA aminoacylation. The transcript has a single exon. NCBI's taxonomy places the organism in Eukaryota, Fungi, Ascomycota, Pichiomycetes, Pichiales, Pichiaceae. Gene Ontology annotation, molecular function: tRNA binding; serine-tRNA ligase activity; ATP binding.
AUGAGGUUCAUCCGUUAUAUCUCUGUCUCCACAAACUCAAACGUCCUAAGGAAGCCUUCAUUUGACUUCAAAUCCAUUGUACAGCUUCAAGAUGAAUAUCUAAAUUCAUGUUCUAGAAGGAUUGUCAACGAACAAACUUUACGGAACGCAUCAAGUAUACUUGAUCGAUAUAACGAUUUUGUAAAAUUAGAUGUGCAGCUACGGAAUCUCAAGAAUGAAAGAUCCAAAUUAAACUCUCAAGUGAAGAAUCUAGGACCCAAUCAAUAUCUUUUAGAAGAACUGGGCUUGUUAAAAGUCAGGAUCAAGAAUCUAUCUUCCCACUACAAUGAAACCCAGGAAUCUCUUUAUCAGAUGGCAGAAUCGUUGCCUAACUUGAUUCAUCCCUCUGUUUCGGACAAAGAGGAGAUUGUGUCAACAAUUAAUUGCUCAUUGAAUGAUAUCGAAGAAUUGUCAACUAGAAAGCCAGACCCCACAUUUGACCAUAAAUCUAUCUUAGAAGAUCUCAAUUUAGCCAAUUUCCAGACUGCUAGCAGGGUAAGCGGAACGUCUUUUUACUACCUGCUUAAUGAUGGGGCUUUGUUGGAGCAAGCUCUUAUUCAGUAUGCUCUUAAAUUUGCAAGACAAAAUGGGUAUGAAAUGGUCAUUCCUCCCUCAGUCGUUAAAAAUGAAGUCACCUAUGCCUGUGGUUUUAAGCCAAGAGACCAAAACAAUGAGCAACAAGUGUAUGAAUUGGCCAACUCUAACCAAUGCCUGAAUGGCACAGCUGAAAUACCACUGGCUGCUUUAUGGAUAGAUGCCGAAUUCUCUGCCCAAGAUCUUCCAAAGAGACAGUGUGCUAUCGCCCGCAGUUUCCGAGCAGAGGCUGGAGCCCAUGGUAAAGAUACCAAAGGCCUUUAUAGGGUUCAUGAGUUUUCCAAAGUUGAGCUUUUUCAGUGGACAGAAAAUGAUGUCAAUACUUCAAGUAAGGUUUUGAAAGACAUAUUGAAUCUUCAAAUUGGAUUUUUCACCAGCCUUGGUCUCAAAUGCAAGGUCAUGAAUAUGCCAUCAAAUGACUUAGGGUCCCCUGCAUACCAAAAGUUUGAUAUUGAAUGUUUUAUGCCCGGACGUGGUAAGUUUGGAGAGCUCUCAUCCACCUCAAACUGUUUGGACUACCAAGCAAGAAGGCUCAACAUCAAAUAUAGGAAUUCUACAACUAACAAGCUGCAAUUUGUUCACACAUUGAAUGGCACCAUGUGUGCUGUACCCAGAACGAUUGUGGCCAUAAUAGAAAACUUUUAUGAUCCUCUCUCCAAGACAAUAGAGAUUCCUGCUCCACUUAGGAGUUUUAUGGAUGAUAAGGAAAGAAUAUCUGUCUAA